UGUCUCAUUUCCUGCAUAAAAUCACUUUACAGAUUGGAUAGCCUUAAUUUGUAUCCAUCAAAUUGCUUUUAGUUAAAGAGCUGCAGGAAACAUAAUGUUUGAAUUCAGAAUCGUAUUGAUUGGAGUAGAAAGUUUUGGGAUGUGUUCAUGAUAUCAAACAAAAAGAAACAAAAUGCAAAUUAAAAAAAGGGGAAAAAAGAAAGAGUAAAUAAUAAGGCCAAAAACUUCAUUUCCGCCCCUUAAACAUUGAACUAACUAUUUUCUCUAUUCCAAAGACAAAACACAACUAAGUGUAGAACAUGGUGAAACUUUGUCAGCAUUGAAAUGUGGUGAUCCGUGUUUCUUGAUGAUGAGAGUAAAAUAAAAGAGAGAGGUGUGUUUCUUAAACUUAGAAUUGAUAGUUUAGGUAUGAAACUCACACUCUCACUAGUUUAGGUAUGAAAUUCAAAAAAACAGAAAUAAUUUAAAAGUGUUUUUGACACUUUAUAUCUAUAAUAUUUCAUAACUUAUUUGACGCUCUACCUAAUAUAUGUCUAUUUAUCUCUCUUAAAUUUCGGGUUGAAUCAUACCCGAAUAGAAGUGUUCAUAGACGGGUAUAGUGGAUGCGAAGAGGCCACGCCUCGCAUUUCGUUAGGGAAAAAGGGCCUGUUAAACCCCAAUCGAGAUCAAAUUUUGAAGUUUCCAUUGAUCGCUUAAUUAGUUGCUAUAGAGAGAAAGAAUGGCGAAUUUGCGAAGGACACUUCUAUUCACCAUUCCUCGAAUCCUCAAUUCCUCUAACAGAACAUCUCUUGCAACCUCCACACUCCAAUCUCACAGUCUUUACAGGCCUUUAGCUGGAACGUUUUCGCGUUUUAUUUCUUCCAAUGAGAUGAAUAUCGAUCUUUCCGACGAAGAGAUCAAAAGACAUUUAUUUAACAGGCUUAUUUAUUGUAGUAAACAAAGAGGGUACCUGGAGCUAGACCUUGUUCUUGGCAAAUGGGUGGAGGAACAUAUACAAUCCAUGGACGAAAAUGGAAUUAAGUCCCUUGUUCAUGUCCUUGACCUGGAGAAUCCGGAUUUGUGGAAGUGGCUGACUGGUCAGGAGCAACCCCCAGAUGCAAUAAGCACAAAUCCUGUGUUUUCUGCUGUGCGUGAAAAGGUUAUGAACAACCUUGACAAACAUACUUCUCCGGAGACUCGUGCUCUUCCAGGAAAACCUUGGGUGAGAGGGUGGGGUGAUAUCAAGAAAGGCCGAGAUGCGCCUAUAGCUGGGAAUCAGUAGAUUUUUUUCUGCUAGAAGGUGUCAAAGAGCAACUAAUUUGUAGUCUUGUAUAGGGAGUCAUUAUUAUGUAUGUGUAUUAAUAAGUAAUAGGUUGUCAGUUCUGUUUCAAUAAGGCCUCAGUAUAUGCUGAGUGUUAGCCUGGCCUGCACCCAUAUUGUUAUUGCUAUGAUAAAACCUUUAAUGUAAAAGCAUUUCUUUGGUUUAUACGUGGAACUCGAAGUCCUAAAUGCCACCAUUUUGGUUUGAACUUCAAUACAAAAUUUAACAA
Solanum dulcamara is the source of this 1529-nucleotide messenger RNA. Its product is annotated as succinate dehydrogenase assembly factor 2, mitochondrial-like. The record is from RefSeq and is a predicted model, not a curated record. Gene Ontology annotation, cellular component: mitochondrion. Bases 719 to 1261 code for a protein of 180 amino acids. The transcript has 5 exons. Lineage: Eukaryota; Viridiplantae; Streptophyta; Magnoliopsida; Solanales; Solanaceae. Gene Ontology annotation, biological process: tricarboxylic acid cycle; mitochondrial respiratory chain complex II assembly; mitochondrial electron transport, succinate to ubiquinone.